CUCUUUCCAGCUUGGGACACCCGCGUAGGUGCAGAGCGCGUCGGUGCAAGAGAGGUUCCAAAUUGAGGUUCGACAAUCCGCUCGCUCGCGGCCCAAGGUCUGCCAUCACCACUAUUUGCUUUGCAACACCUGGACGGCGCCCCGGGUUCUCGAAUUGAACGCUCCAGCACCGGCCAGUCCUGGCCCGGAUGGAGACCAUUGCCAAUGGCUACCUUGACCGAUAGAAGCUAUUUUCCGCCGCUCGGGGAAUGUCUAAGCGGCAACAAAAUAAUCCUCUCCUGGAGACUCGUCGCCACCGCUCUUGAAGAUCUAGCAUGCGACCGACUUAGGAGCGCCGCCGUCUCGGCCUUCCUCCGCGACGGAUAUGUCCACCAGUUGUUGAGGGAACCCACCAAGACUUUUGCGCCGCCCACGAAUGAGACCAAGCUCGAUUUUGAGACCAAGACCGGGGCUAUCAACGUCGUGCCUUCGCCAAACGACCCCUACAAUCUCGACACGAUCAAGGACGAUGCGCGGUGGUUGAGCAGAAACGUCAACAUUAACGAGGUUGCCGCCCUCCGCGUCGUCAUUAUCGAAUACCAGUCACGCGCCCACAGCCACCUCACCGGGCCGCUGUCCACGCAAGAUGUCGCCAAUGUUCAAGAAGCUGCCGGUGUCGGGGAUGCGCAGGCCUCGGCUAUCGUAGCGCUGCUCAACGUCACAACAGUCGCUGAUGCCGAUUCUGCCUGGGCUGACUUCGAGAGCGAGACGACCCGUCGCCGGCGCCUACUCGCUACCUACCUUUCUGAACGUCGGUCGUUUCUGGCUGCCGUCGACGCGCUACUCGCAUUCCUCCUGCACUCGCGCGCGCCAGGUACCGGCGUGGAACUGGACCCCUUGCGUAACGCUGUCCUGCAGGGCGCAUUCGGCUUCGAUCAGAAUGCGGCGAAGCCCGACACAACCCAACUGGAUGCCCUCGCGCCAACAUACAUUCGCACUCUCGAGGGCUGCUUCGACAGGAUGCAGAUGGCCCCGGAAUCUCUGGACAACCAGAUGCUGACGGAGCAGUUUGAGGUCGACUGGAUCAGGACGGCGCUUACCGAGGCCAUCCACGCCAUGUCGCUGAUCUUUCAGAUCCUGGAUCUCAAAGCCUCCCAGUUCGCAGCCCCCGCGCUCGUAACUCAGUGGUUUGCCCUCAUGGACACCUGCGAGUUCUUCGAACCGGUCCCCAGGGGCCAUGAGCUCAUUGCCGAGCUGCUCAUGCCGCUUCACAGUCUGGUUGCCGCCAUCUCCCUGAAACUGCUCAACGUCGACCGAACCCUCUCGUACCUCGACCAAGACGUCGACCUGCUGGAGGAGGAGGAGCCCUACUUGGCUUCGUCCGAUAACCUCGCGCAGAUGCACACCACCAUUGCAGCCGCUGCUAGCGCCGGUUUGAUCUCGACGAUGCCUGUCGUGUUCGCCUGGUCUCUCAUUCUACACCAGAUGCAUGUUGGUUACCAGGAGCGCGCUGAGCGGCGCGAUUUGUUGCAGAAUCAGCGGGCGCAGGCUGGCUUUGAACUGGAAUACGAGCCGUCUGGCCGCCAGCGGAGAAACUCGGCUGGGAGCAUUGUCUCCAUAGAGGCAUCUUCGUACGACGUAUUCCUCGUCUCCCAGCAGUUGGAACGCAACAUCGAGCCGGCGGAAAACAUGGCUCGGAUUGCCACUGGCCGGGGUCAGGUCUAUGAGCUCAUGGCCGACAUGGCCGUUUGCCUAGGAAGCGGCCAGCUGGCCGCGUUCCGCCCGGUUCUAGGCGCCCGCGCUCGCCUGACCUUCCAGGACCUCCUGAAACGGAGUGCCCAUUACGUGGGUUACCAGGCGGAGCCGGUCUCGUGUUUGCUUUCCAUCCUCUCGGGGGGUAGCCAGUACUGGGACAUCUCUGCCGAGGCUCCUUCUAACGAGAAGUCCGCCCUUGACAUUUACACUCGCAUGCUGAGCGACGACACGCUCAACGUGCAAUACGCCUCUCAGUCCCGAAAUCGCUUUCCCUACGAAUUCCUCCCCUUUGCCUCCAUGUGCCGCAUCCUGUCGGCAGCCCUGGUCUCGGACAAUGAAAGCUCCGAACUGAUCACUGGCCUUCUCGUGAAGAACCCGAGCCUGACUUUGAACUGGGACCCGCGGUGGGACAGGUCUUACGAGCUGGUCUUCGAGGAGGAGAACACAAACUCCUUCCGUCUGACCAAGGAUAUCGAUCUCUUCGACGCAGCAUCCAAGUCUAAUAGGCGGAUCUUACCAGAAGAGAAGUGCACAAUAUCUCGUGGGACGUUUGGUCGCUUCGUUACCGACGUUGGCAGGGUUGCCAAGCUGGAAUUCGAACAUUCCACCCUGGCUCUCUUUGGGAAGCGUCUCGAGGUGAAUCUCAUGGCAGGUGCCUACGACACCGCGCUGGGGUACCUGUCGGCGGAUGAGCUUAUCGAGGGCAUCUCCUUGUUAGCGACGGUGCUGCGCGCCGAGACACUCAGGUCCUCCAAGACAGACCCGGACAGGGGCUUGAGGAUACUGACCGAGGCUAGCCGUUUGCUCUCCCGGGGCAGGGACAUCAUGAACGUUGUCUGCGACACGCUCGACAGUCUGGUUGAGGAGGAACUUGCUGACUUAGAUGGGCCCAAGACUGCCGCCUUGUCAUCAUGCCUUCAGUUCUUGCAUGCGGCGCUUCCGGUAUGUCCUGGCCGGGUUUGGGCAUACAUGGCACGGUGCCCGCUCAUCAACACCGACACUCGAUCCGGGCGCUUAUCGAGGAUCACAGCCAACCUCGACAUGCUUGCCGAAAGAUACGAUCUUCUCUUGUCGGCCGUGAAGCUGUUCUCCAGCCUCGUGGACAGUGCGAAGACAAGCGCGGUGCAACGGAGGUCGGGUAUCAGCGUCAACAGUCGCGCCAAGGGGGAGGAGAACCCGUGGAUCGGGGCUUCGGACAAGAUCGUAUCUCGGGUAACUCUCUCGAUCGCGCAGACGAGCGUCGACGUGUUUGAGAAUUCCGCCACGUGGAGGUUUCCCUCUGAAGUGGACCGCAGCGUCAUGAUCCGGGACGUGGUGGGUAUCAUGCACAAACUCAUGCUUUACACACAUAGCGUGGGAUCGACCGAUACGCCGAGGAGCCUGACGGGGCCGCUCGCUCCUGCAGCCGACUACGUCGUGGAGAGCUUCCUCUCGAGCUCGUCGAGUUCGCUGCGAUUCCAACCACUUCUGGCCACUCUACUAGCCGCCUUUCAACUACCAGACACGACAAUCUAUCAGAGGCGAGCCCAGAUCGUGUCGGAAAGACUGACUACGGUCUUGGAAUUCGCAACCAUCCUCUUGCGAGUCGCUGACUAUCUAAACAAAGCGUCAGCAGGCAUCCAGACCCAGCUGUUCAAGUCGGCAUGUGUUAUUGCUCGGCUUCCGGCCAUCAGGCACUCUUUCAGGAUACCGGCUAUUUCUCUUCUCAGCGCGCUCGUGGAGAGCGCCGGCAAGAGCAGCGGUGAGCCUCCGUCUCUGCUAGGUUACCUGGGCCCGCAAGUAUCGCGCUCCUUCAUCCAGAUUGCUGCGCAGCUAGACAAACCGUUCGAUCGAGUAGCCGAAGUGGCGAGCACAUGGAGGUUUUUCUCGACCAUCUUGCGCAACCGGCAACAAUGGAUGGCAAACUGCUUGCUCACGGGCAAAACGCCGCGGGAAGCACUCAAGGGCGAGGCCAAGAUCUCACAGCUCACCGCGGGCUCUGUUUUGUCGACCGCGUUAGAGAAGCUGCGCGCCAUCAAGGAUAUCUCGAGCCAAGAGCUCCUUGCCGUUCUCGACUUCUUCACAUCAGCGCAAAAUUACUGGCCAUGGACCAUCUUUGCCAUGCAGAAAGACAAAACGUUCCUGCAAGAACUCCGGGCCUACGUCCGUGACCUCAAGGCUCCCGCGGUAGUGUCCAAAGCCAAUCCAGCCGAGGCGUGCUACCAAGCGAGGAUAGCAGCCUACAUCGCCGAGACCUUUGCCAUGCAGCUGUACCAUCUGCGGCAGAUGCGCCAGGAGCAGACUUUUGCCGCCGAGGUGGUGAAUGAUUUGGACUACUUCCUCCGGGACGGCGUCGCGGUGUCGGAUUACAACUCGUCGCUGCAUGCCAACUUCUCGAGGAAUUUUGCCAAGCAGUAUCAGGGAUUUUCUGUGGACGACUUCAAGAGGACCCUCUUGGUGCCGCGGGACCUGGGAUCCCAGUAUUACUACGCGUUGGACGUUGCCGAGUCCAUGCUCAGCUAUGAUGCGGGCUGGGCCGGGCCACGACAGAACGGUUUCAGGCGUGAGAUGGAGGCGGCGAACCUGAAUCUGUCCCUCGUAGAGGCCGAAGUUGCGCUGUUCCAUGCUUGGGAGUACCUGCUUUUAGAGCUCAGCAUCUGUUUGCUCCCGAAGCACCAAUCCGUCGCAAGGCAGAUGUUGCAGGUUGCUGAGCAAUGCUUGGAGGCAAACCAACGUCCACAGCCGCCGGAGAACAUCUUUGUGGUCCUUGCCCACUCGAGGGCAAAUUUGGGGCUGACGCUACUCCAACGGCUCGCAGAUUACUCACUUCUCCCCAAGGACAUCAGCCAGCUUCUCUCGUUGGUGUCCGCCACCAUCAACGGUGUCGACAAUCCCUGGAGCAAAGACCAGAUCUCGUACUUCCGCACCCUCCUCAAGGUCCUCUUUGUCGUCCUUCGCGGGACCAAGCAUUCCAACAACGCUGCUCCACAAAAACCCACCGCCGAAAGCCCGGUCGCGGUCACACAGUUAGUCCUCACGACCCUCGACCGCGUCGUCGCCAGGUCGUUCCGCAACCUCGCCGCUCUCGUCCACGAGCCGGAUGCAGCGACCACUCCCGAAGACCUCGCCCUGAUCACCGCCAUCCUUCAGGCGUGCCUGAGCGUCCCGGGCAUCGAACAAUGUCAACUCCAAGUGCUCAACAUCAUGUCAUCUCACAACGUCCUGCAGGUCGCCACCUCGCUCUUCUCCUGGUCUGAUCGCCUCGCCGAGAAAGGGGACCCCAUCUACGGCGAGCUCGCCCUGCUCCUCCUCCUCGAGCUCUCCGCCCUGCCCGCCCUCGCCGAGCAGCUCGCCUGCGACGGCCUCCUCGGCCAUCUGACCUCGGCCAACCUCGCCGGCUUCAUGCGCCGCGCCAACGUCUCACCCUUCACCGACAAUGCCGGGGCCGCCCGCUGCUACGCCAUCUGGGCCAAGGGCAUCCUGCCUUUGCUGCUCAACAUCCUGGGCGCCCUGGGGGCGACCAUCGCCCCUGAGGUCGCCUUCGUGCUCAACCAGUUCCCGAACCUCCUCCGCUCGUCGGUCGACCGCCUCGAGGCGCCGGGACUGAGUCGCACCGUGCCGCUCUCGUCGCGCGACGCCCCCGGCGCCGGCCCGCACUACUUUGUCGCGCUCGUCGCCCUGUCCGAGGUGCACUCUCUGGCGCUGCUCACGCGGGUGCUGGCGGCGCUGAGGUCGGGCAAUGCGCGGGACAUCCCCGAGGUGGUUUGGGAUUCGGGCGCGGUGUUGGAGAACGUCGAGUUUUGGCUGGCCAGCCGGAAAGUGCUCCGGGAGAGACUGCUGCCGUUGAACCCCAGGGAGGCAGAGUGGAGGGGGAUGAAGGCUAGCGAGGGGAGCGGGUGCGAGACGAAGCUGGAGGAGAAGGCGGUCGGGUUGUUGGAAGGGAUUCGAGAUGUCUUGGCAGAGGAAGAGGAGUAGUUCUUCGUCAUUACUAUGGUAGCGAGUGAUGGCAGUAAGGAUGAGCAAUGGCACAGGGGUGUUGGUCAUGUCCUUAAUGUUUGUUUUCUCUUUUCCACCUUGUCAACAAUGGCUGAAUAAAAGGUGUCAUGCCAUCUUUUCUGCGUCACACCUGCCUGGAACCGUACGGAUUAUGUGGUUUUUGUCAAGAAUGCGUGUGCUACUACUGCAUGGCAAAGUGCGCUAUGUGAUCGGGGCGAGGACACUCAUCCCAAAGGCCGA
Thermothelomyces thermophilus ATCC 42464 is the source of this 5949-nucleotide messenger RNA. RefSeq lists its product as uncharacterized. The record is from RefSeq and is a predicted model, not a curated record. Bases 205 to 5688 code for a protein of 1827 amino acids. The transcript is spliced from 3 exons. Gene Ontology annotation, cellular component: nuclear pore inner ring. Gene Ontology annotation, biological process: RNA export from nucleus; protein import into nucleus. NCBI's taxonomy places the organism in Eukaryota, Fungi, Ascomycota, Sordariomycetes, Sordariales, Chaetomiaceae. Gene Ontology annotation, molecular function: structural constituent of nuclear pore.